Strigops habroptila (Kakapo) is the source of this 5131-nucleotide messenger RNA. RefSeq names its product chromosome 16 C1orf167 homolog (gene C16H1orf167). The record is from RefSeq and is a predicted model, not a curated record. The coding region runs from base 516 to 4799 and encodes 1427 amino acids. The transcript has 20 exons. Lineage: Eukaryota; Metazoa; Chordata; Aves; Psittaciformes; Psittacidae.
CUGUAUUUGGGCGCUGCAAUUUGAAUAGGCAUUUCUCAUCACUGGCUUGCUGCUGCUGCAGUCAGCGUAACUCCCAGUCAGACAGCAGAACUGUGUACUGCACCUCUGUCAGCUGGGAAGAGAGAUCCCAGUCUGAGACAGACUAAUCUCUCCUGCCCUUCUCAGCCACUCCAGGACACUCCAGACAGUUCUCCAUUUCCUGUUUUCUGAAGCAGAAUAAUCUGUGCCCUAGGCUGCAGCAGCACAGCUCUAAAUGUGUGGCUCAUAGGGUUCCCCAUCUUGCUUUGUGAGUGCUCCCAGCUGUGAAUCUCCUCAGACAGUCACAUCUUGAGGCUUAUAGUUUAGAAGGGAGAAGGAGUGAGAGUAUUGACUUACCUCAACAACACCAUCAGAAAGCAAAGGCAGCUGGCAGCUGCUCCAUACACACUGCUCACCAUCACCGUUUAGAAAGUAGGAACAAGAAUAGUGACUGUCCAGUGGAAAAUCAACAGCAUCAGCCUCCUGCUGCUUCUUGUAUGGAUCCUGUGGACCCUUCACUGGUCAGUGCACAUUUAUCAUCUCGUACUGUAGAUUCCCCUCUUAGGCAGGAAUUACUGGUGUGUCCUGCCUCAAGGAGCUCAAGUGAAAGUGUGAAUGCUUGUUGUAGUUCAGCCCUGACCUUGGGGGAGCUCGAGCCAUCUAGUGUGGAGUCCCUUCAGACUCUUUUGGAGUCCUCACAGAUUUCUGCUAGCUUGUACUGUGCAAUCCAGAGGCUUAAGCAAGAAAGUGCUUUGAUGGGGAUAUGGGGCUCCCUUCCCCUGGAGCCCCGGUCUUCUCCAGUCAGUGACAGUUUGUGCUUUGCUCCUGGUGAUUCAGCUCCUAGUAUCCUGAGUGCAGGAGAACUAGCUGGAGUAAAGACUAGUGCCACUCAGGCAAGAUUAAAAUGGGGUGCCCCAUUUGCUAAAGACUGGAGCCUUAGUGCAGUGACAAGGGACUUCAGUCGUGCAGUACCUGUCUCUGUCUUUCACAGAUAUGAAUGCAUUGACUCAAACACAUGGAGGACCAACAUUUCAGGUGACAUCCAGCCAGAAACCCUCACUUCUGGGGUGGGCUCUGGAGGGCUAGUGGAUACAGCAGCACAUUCCUCCUACAAUUUCUCCCCUUAUUUCAGAUGCCAGUCCCAGGGAAAGCCAACUCUGGAAACUGGUAGUCGUUAUGUUCACACGAAAAGUCAUUCCCCUGAAAAGGUUCUUAAAGGAAAAGAGACAUCUAAUGGGGCGUCCUCAUGUGCUGUAUCUUGGAGGAAAGACCUUCCAGCCAGUCUCUAUCCAGAGGGUCUGCAGGUGUCACUGGAGACGGAUUCGGGGGGAGCUCAGAUGAACGUUGGUGUAGCAAUGUAUGGAACUCCAAGAGAAGUGUGUGUGAGAGUCACUCCUGGAGAGGUUAGACCAGUCCAGCAGCUUGGUACUAAAUCUGCAGAAGUCAACAACUCCGAACCUCAUUUUAAGUCCAGCAAAGAGUCAGAAGAGGUGUGUGACUCUGGAUCACAAGCAGCCAGAAUGGCUGUGGUGAGCAGCAGCCAGUCCAGCCCUUCCGUUACUCAGGUUGAAGGCAGCUUUGGUGAAUAUUCUGACAUAGAUUGUAGGAAUGUGAGCAGAGAAAGGAGAAACAAAUGCUCUCACCAAAGGAGCUGGAGGAAUUGGGAAGCUGAUGCCAAUCUCGACUGGUCUGAAGAACCUUCUGUGGAGAGGAGUGCCAAAGAACCAGAGUGCUGUGAAGAAGGGAGCCAGACACAGGAAGCUGCGUCCAGAGAGAUCUCGGAGAACAGCUUCUGGUCAUUGAAGGUGAAUGAGCAAAGUUUCCAGCACUUAUGUGACAGACAGAUGCUAGCUGGGUGUUUCCAAGCCUGGAGAAGACAUGUCCUCUGGAAAAGGGCUGCAGCCAGGCAGCUUUACAGACAGCAAUUGCUUCGGAAGGGCCUUGGUGCUUUGCAGAGGGCUGUGCACCAGAGGAGGAUGCAGCUAGAGGUGGCCCAGCAGAGACAUGCCUCAGCUCUGCUAGCUGUCAGCUUCCACAGGUGGAAGGAAGCUGUGGCAAAAGAGAGCAAGAAGCAAGCUCCGCAGCCUGAGCUGUAUUCUACCCACAGUUCAUCAGUGGGGGGUUUUGGAGUAGGAAGAUUAGCAACUAUGACAACCUCAGCUCAGCACCAGCUUACAGAAGGAUACUCAAAGGAAGCUGAGCAGGCUUGUAGGGUGGAAGGAAAACUGUGGACACAACUUCAUCAUAGGCAGAGAGGAGAUGAGUUCUGCUUGAGAGCUCAGGCAAUCAGAGAUAUGAGACGACUAGCUGCAGCUUUCAGACUGUGGCGCCUGCAGAAGGAGCUGCUGAGCAAAGAGGAAGCCAGGCUUUUGGAAGCCCGUGCUCUGCUAGAAAAAAAGCAGCUACGAAAUGUCUUCUGGGUGUGGCAUUCCCGAUGCUUGGAAAAGGAACAGAUUUUAGCACUGACAACUCGGAUCCAAAGAAAUUUGGUCUCCUGGUGCUUCUAUGCAUGGAAGGAGACUGUUGAGCAGAAAGCACUUUACAGGUGCAACCUGGCCCAUCUCAGAGCAGUAUCACUGAGGAAAUACUUCCAGCAGUGGGUUCAGAGGCUGCAGGUCAGAGAAGGUGAUAAGCAGGCAAUGGCAAACUUCCUCAUCCUUCAAUGGAGACAGCAUUAUGGACCAGUUAUAAGCUCAGUAGCUGACAAGACUGUGACAAAGAGGGAUGAAGAUCAGCCACUGUGGACUGUAGAGAGAUGGUUUCCAGAGAAAGCAGGCUACUCUCUUGAUGACUUCUGCCAAAAGGUGAAGCUCCAGAGAGUCUAUCUGCUGUGGAAAGCAAGGCUGUGCGAGCAUCACAGAGCCGAUUCUUUCUCUCAGGCUUUGGAGCAAUGUAGACUCCAGAAAGCUCUGAAACUGUGGCACCAAAAGUGUCUCAUGCUGAAGACAAUUGAGCAAAGUCCUAAGCAUUUUCACACGACUGUCUAUGAAGAACCUCUCACUGUGCUGUUUUCUGAAGACCUCUCAACAUCAUCUGGCUUUGACAGCAGUGCUUCAGCUACUCUGGCCUCCCAAAGCUCACUGGAAAAGGAAUACAGCUUUAGUGACAGCAGCCAGCAGGGUUUCUCCUCUGUUCUGACUGCUGAGGAUGUCACACACAUGCCCUAUUACAGUUCUUUUCCGCAACCACACCAGUGUGCAGAGCUGCCAGCUGAACUGGGUGGGGAGCGGUGCUUGCAGGCCUCCUUUCCUCCGUGGAGUACUGGAUCUGGAAGAAAUUGGUUUGCAGGAGGUCAGUUCCAGUCUUUGCCACUGCAGAGUCCAGAUAAUAAUGUCCAGCUUCGAAACAGUCCUACGUGGGAAGAGGACUGCAGUUCUGACAAGGAGGUGAAGAGUUGCUGCCACCAAGCAGAGAGAUGCUUCUUGCAGAGGUACUUCAUUGUCUGGUCAGCUCGGACUCAGCAACUGGUGAAGGCCCAGCAGCACUGCAGGCUCAUUCAGCUGUCUCGAGCCUUUCUCAGCUGGCACCACUGGGCCAUGGAAAAUAAGAAUCGAAAAGCAGCAGCAGCAGCUCUAAAACAUGAAGUUCAUUGCUGCCAGAUGGCUUUCGGCCUCUGGAAGAAGAGACUGGCCCAGAAAGUGGAGGCUGACCGGAGAUUCAGGUGUCACAUUCACCAGAUGACUGCUGAUGCUCUGUGGCGUUGGCGUUCCCGCUGGCAAAGGAAGUGUGCUGUGAGAGAGCUGCAGCAGCAAUGGACUCAGCACAGCUGUCAGGAGAGGAAGAGGUUGGUCCUGCAGACAUGGUAUUGCCAAAUGAGAAAGCAGAAAUAUGCUGCUUUAUUCUGGGAACGUCUUCUCCUGCACAGAUGCCUGUUCGCCUGGGUCCAUGUCACUGCUUGUAGAUUGAGGCAGCACGAAGCCCUCUCUUGUUUUAGAAGGGUCAGAGAGCACCGUGUCCUGGCUGUCAGCUUUACUGAAUGGAGGGUGAAAUUCUUGAGAGCUGAACAGCGAGUGCUGGGACAGAGAAACCACAAGUGGCAGGAACCCUCUCAGGGCAAAGCCUGUCACCGCUGGCGACUAGCCUCGAGAGGACGGCAAGCCCUGCGCCUAGGAUCUGUGGCUACAGUAAAACAAGCCUGCAACUACUGGACAAAAGCAGCUGCCUUUUCCCAGUGCUCACGGCAGUGCAGUACCCUGAUAGGUGCUAGGAAGAGCAGGAAGAUGUCUCUGUCUUGGUCCAUGAAAAGCAGAAGAGACAGGGAAAAGGGUUCAGCACCAGCUGCCCCUCUUGGGCUUUUUCCCAGUGCCAUUCGCCGCUGGCUGGUGAUGUACAGAAACCAGAACAGAGCUGAAAGGCUGCUGGUCCCUCACCUGGUAGAGAGACCUGGCGUGGUAGGACCCUCUCCUACACUUGCAAGGAUCCAGGAGAACAAAGCAGAGGUGGACUUAGAGAAGUGGAAUGAGAAGUGGCUUGGGAGGAAGUAUCUGAGGUGGUGGCAUCACACGAUGGUGCUUCGCCGGUGGCAGCAUGACAGGAGACUGCGCUGUCUGGCAAGGGGAUGGCACCAGUGGAAAGAAGCCAGCAGGGUGGUGGUAUUGGCUCAAGUGUUGGACGAGCAGCGGCUGAUAGAAAAGGUUUGGAGGGUGUGGAGACAACGACAUUUGCAAAGCCGUGUGGUGGAGAACUUCCUGGAGGAGGAAGCCAGGAGCCUACUAUCUCAGGCCUUUGGAAGGUGGCGCCAGCUAACAGCAUUCCAGCUCCAGGACAAAGGAGGCUGCUGAAUAGUGGGGCCUGCCUGCAGCUGCUGCUCACUUGAGGACACGUGGAUGAUACAGCUGGCUGUCACAACAAAGAGCUGCUUCUGCACAAGCAAGAAGCCAACGCUGUGCUCACAGGGUAAAAGCAGCACUGCAGGUCAGAAGCAUGAUAGCCAAAGGACAACCAGGAAGAGAUGGUACCUAUGAAAGGUCCUUUUUAAAGGACUUAAUAUCCUACCUCCCUAGAGGCACAAAUGGAGAAGUUAUUCCCUUUUAUUUUGAGGCUGCAUUCCCUUCUCCUCCGGACCCUGAUUUUGCUGGAGUUGAUUAAACGUCAAAAAACACCUUACAGGCUC